This is a messenger RNA of Coprinopsis cinerea okayama7#130, 522 nucleotides long. RefSeq names its product mitochondrial 54S ribosomal protein YmL2. Gene Ontology annotation, molecular function: structural constituent of ribosome. The record is from RefSeq and is a predicted model, not a curated record. Gene Ontology annotation, biological process: translation. Gene Ontology annotation, cellular component: ribosome; mitochondrial large ribosomal subunit. The transcript is spliced from 4 exons. Bases 10 to 453 code for a protein of 147 amino acids. NCBI's taxonomy places the organism in Eukaryota, Fungi, Basidiomycota, Agaricomycetes, Agaricales, Psathyrellaceae.
GUCGAACUCAUGUCCUUUCUGACUCGGUGUUGCGCCCAAGCGGGCAGGAACCCCUUCUCGCCCUUCGGCCUCGGGUCUAUUCGUACAGCAACAAAGAGAGCUGGAGGAACUGUUAACAAUCAUGGUGGUUCACCAGGUCAACGGCUGGGUGUAAAGAAGUUCUCAGACGAAUAUGUGAUCCCUGGUAACAUUAUCGUUAGACAACGCGGCACCUUGUUCCACCCAGGUCAACACGUCGGAAUGGGACGCGACCACACGAUUUUCGCAACUGCACCUGGUUAUGUGCGCUUCUGGAAGGAGAAGUACAUGCGCGGAGAACGGAGAUACGUUGGCGUGGUGUUGGAGAAGGGAGACAAGCUUCCGAGGAAUGAAGCCGAGCGAGGUACCAGCAGAUAUUGCCCAUUCGUCAACCUCAACCACUUCCCGCAAAAAGGCCAGCCAGUUUCCUCAUAACCCCUCCUCGUACCGUCGCGUAAGCUAUAGUAAUCCGUAAUCAUCUAAUAGAGCAUGCUUGCAGCCAAA